CGCUGCUUAGGACUUGUCCUUACAUGUCUGGUUGAGAUUAUGCCCUGGCAUGUACCAGUGAUUCAGAGAGAGGGAGGAGCGCUCAGUGAGUCACUGCCUUAGUAUAAAAAGCUGCCCAGUGAGACCAGUGUGUUAGUUCACUGAGGAGCUUUACGCUGGUUUGAAAGAUGAAUAAGACUGGCGCAGAAGUUCCUCUCCUCUCAGAGAAGUCACUGCAUGUUUUACUUGUGCAACAUUUCAUCAGCACCGAGUGUCUGGGAGGAUUAGUCUCAUCGCUGGAGAUGCUUAAUUAAUGGAGACAAAAUUAACUUUCAAAUAUGCCAUGCCUGGUUUAUUAUUGUUGCUACUUUUUUAAAGCAAAACGCCAAUCAGUGUUACUCUAACCAGAGAUCUUCUGUCUGUUUCCAUCAGUGUAGAGUGAUGGCUUCUCACAAGCGAAUCUUGGGGGUUCUGAGAAAAAGACCAGCCCGGAGAAACCUGUUUGGGCCUGUGGACCGAGAGCAGCUACAGGUGGAGUACCAGGCUGCCAUGCGUAGCGACCUUCAGGAGGCUUCAAAGCGGUGGGGCUUUGACUUUAGCUUGGACAAGCCUCUGGAGAGCAGUGAUUUCCAAUGGGAAGGUGUCCCGAGCACUAGGGUGCCUCUGCUCUACAGGUCCUGUUUGCAGGAUCUCGGACAAGCUGAAGGCCAAAGGUCAGCAGCGACAGUUACUCCCAAGAGAGGGAGGGUGGAGACGGCACAGAGCGAGAAGGAGAACAUCCCCUGUACGCCGGGGAAAUGCACGCACAGCCAGGAGAUGCUGGAGAAAACACCGGAGAAGGGCGAGAACACGGGGCUGAAGAGGAAGCAGACGAACAUCACAGAUUUCUACCAGGCUAAAAGAAGAGUAGUGUGGAUGCCCCGCAAAUCCGGCGAGUGAUGUUCGGUGGAGAAACGCCAAUAUGCCAAGAGAACCUCACAGACAGGGCCACGCUCAGGAAUCACACGUCCCGCACAGACUCUGGCCGUGCACCCAGGAGGGACCUCAACCACACGUCAAUACAAAACACUUAAUUAGGGUACUGUAGUCACUCUGAGGAGAUUGGUGUUUUUUCCCUCAGUGGCAAGAAUGCGACAUUUGAGCAGAGAAGAUUAACAGUAAUCUCUGGAAUCAGUGGAUUUACACUGUUGCCCGACUGCACAUUCAGCCGCACUGAAAGCACAUUCACAUCCGCUGGAGAUGUGUCGAUUAAAAUCAUCCAGCCUCAUCAUGUCUGUAAGCUGAGAGGACAAAGCUCUUUGGCUCCGUAGUUCAAAUCCAUUAUUGUUUUUCUACAGCAUUUUUUCUACAUGUGUAUCACAAGGGUUUACCAGUCGUCUUCUUUUUUUUACUUUCCGAAGUAUGUUAUACUUUUUAUGUCCAGCUGUACACAGUGCUUUUAUCGACCAUCUUUUAAUCAAAGGAAGAUGCUUGAAGAGUUCUGACAUCUCAAACAUGCAGUUGCUUUGCUUAGAUUGUAAAAGACAGAAGUGCCAUCAUGUCCUCUUCCAUCCUUUUCCAUCUACUUUACAUCAGCUGAUUUUUGAUGUCCUUCGGCUGCCCAGACUCUGAUACUGAUAAUGUAAACUAGGAACACUUAAACACUUUUAUUUAGUUAUAUAUGUAUAAGAGAUUUAUCUAUAAAGUUAAAUAUGGCAUUGUCAGGUAGCAUAAUCAUUUAAACUGCAGUGUUGCACAUAAACACCCAGUAUCAAGUGCCUUUACUGGCAUUUGUUUUUGGUAUUUAAAGUUCCUUCAUCAUAAGUAAAUGUAUACUAAGCUAAAAUGUCACAUUUAUUAUUUUCACUGUGCAAUCUAACUAAUGAUAUGUUUUGUUUUGGGUUUUUUUGCCUUAAAUUUGUUCUUUUUUUUCCCUCUUGGCACUUAUUUAUGUCUACAUUAGCAAAUCCUGCUGCUAUGGGUAAUAUGAAUGGGUGUCACUGUGACGCUAACCCUCACCAACAGAAAGCUUACAAAUGCUCCGAAGCCGAGAAAAUAAGCGAAUGACCCCAAACAACGAAUGCACUUCUGUUUGUAGAUGCUUGCGCACAUUUCCUCUGUAUUGUGUUUUGUUCAAGGCUACAAGUGAAAAUCUCUGUCCUUAUUUAUUGUGAGAUACGAUGUCAUGUGUUAAUUUAGGUUUUGUUUAAUUAUUAUGAAAUCCAAUAAAAUGGUCAAAUGAA
This is a messenger RNA of Haplochromis burtoni (Burton's mouthbrooder), 2201 nucleotides long. It is a transcript of the gene cdkn1a, whose product is annotated as cyclin-dependent kinase inhibitor 1A. Gene Ontology annotation, cellular component: nucleus. Lineage: Eukaryota; Metazoa; Chordata; Actinopteri; Cichliformes; Cichlidae. The record is from RefSeq and is a predicted model, not a curated record. The coding region runs from base 421 to 918 and encodes 165 amino acids. Gene Ontology annotation, biological process: signal transduction by p53 class mediator; regulation of mitotic cell cycle. The transcript has 3 exons. Gene Ontology annotation, molecular function: cyclin-dependent protein serine/threonine kinase inhibitor activity.